Molecule: messenger RNA, 2794 nt
Organism: Neodiprion virginianus
Lineage: Eukaryota; Metazoa; Arthropoda; Insecta; Hymenoptera; Diprionidae
Gene: Reg-5
Product: rhythmically expressed gene 5 protein
Exons: 4
Coding region: 256-1065 (269 amino acids)
Source: RefSeq, a predicted model, not a curated record
AGCGCUUCGCACGGACGUUAUACAACGAAGGCGUUUCAAGCUCACCGUCGUCGCGUGACAAUUGACGAAAACUAUCGUUCACAGAAUAGAAUUGGUAACAAAAAACAAAACAACAACAACAAACAAAAGCGAAAGAGGACAGGAAACAAGAACGACGCGGCGAUUCUAAACCGUGAUUAUACAAAUCAGUGACUCCGGCUGCCAAAGCCCAACCGUCACCGAACAAACUUCGGGCAUUAACUAUAAACAGUGAAGAUGAUUCGGUGUUCGAUUAUCUCGGCAGCGGUUGUUCUGUGUCUUGCUGUCGCCUACAGCGAAGGCUCCGCUAUUCCAAUGUGGGAAUUCCUGUCGAAGGAAGAAAAAAUGAGUCACUUGUACAAAGUGUUCAGCAAACAGGUGGCAAAAUAUUGCGCGGAUUCAUCGAAGCCUGAUUGCAACAAAAAUCUGCUAGUCUCGGGCCUCAGAAACCUCGCAAACAUGGACGAGGAUUAUCUCAACACAAUGGACCCCUACCAGCGUGGUGCCACGGAAAUGAUUUGGCACGCGUUGUUGACCAACGACGAUUUCGAAUCUACAUUCGAACGUGAGGGAGAUUCCUUGUACUACUCUUCUGAGUCUGAUCGUUUCGGCGACAACUUUGGCAGCGAUAAUAACGGCCUUGCUGAAGAGUCUUCGGCGCCUUCCGGUGACUACGUUCGUCCGGCUGGUCACACCGGGCCUUACCUGAUGGGCCCAAUGGUGAUCCGAGUGCUUCCUGACGGCCGUCCCGUUCCCGGCGAUUCGGAACUUCCGUUGCCCCGCGACGAGGACGUCGACGAUCUGAAGUACGCGAAGUUGCCGUCCAUCGCGGAAAUCGAGUCGAGGUCCUUUUUCUUCGGGAAGUCGCUUACCUCGUCGGGGAAACCCGCUAAACGGCCGAUAUUCUCCGUAGGGCAGCAGAAGCCAAGCGUGAUCCUCACUACCAGACGAUCCGGAAAUCAGCAGAAAAAUCCACUUUUCGACGACAGAGUUCGCGGAGAAAAAGACAUCUUCGACAGCUACGAGCGGUCCGUUAGAUAUUAUUAGAAAUCCGAGUAGUUUUCUUGUUAUUCCCGUUAUUUUUUCAUGUCUUUUUUUUUUUUAAAUUGAAUUUGACAAACGUCGAUUAUUUUUGACGAUAUUCUUUAGUGAUAGUGAUUAACGAUUGCUUAGCCAAAAAGAAAAGAACAAACACCUCAUUCUGAUCUGUUGGAUAAAAAUCGUAUGUAGUUUAACUUUCAUAUACGACAUAUAUAUAUAUAUAUAUAUAUAUAUAUGUGUAUGUAUUUGUGUAGGUAUGUAAAUUUACCGAGAGAAAAUCGUCAAACUUAACAGAUCGAGCGUUCACUGCGCAUGCUCGAGCUUCGUCGGAUUUUCGUACAGGCUGUCCACCCCAAACAUCAACUGUCAAACGCGACUUGGACUUAUGAAGAUUACGCAGGCGAUACGAUCUGUUUUGAAUCAAACAGAUCUUAAAUAGUUGAUGUUGUGAUUCGGAAAGGGUUGGAGACAUUUUAAUGUUGACUGACUGAUAACUGUUACGAGUCAUCACAGCAACAUAAUUUCAGAGAGUUUAAUAUUUCGUGUUCCGUUUCGAGUAAGUUGGCUCCUAUGAUUUGCAUGCGAAAAUAUUGCCACGGUACAAUCUUGCCGACAAAUUAAGCUCGAUUAUUUCGCGCAUGCGCAGUCGAUCAUUCGGCCUGAUAAGUUGCACCGCCCGAUCUCGGUAUAUAAUACAAAAUAUGCGCACUGACGAUUGGUUGGCUGCACAAUGUCCGGAGAAAUAAUGUUGACGCGAAACCGUAGUUUUGUGGUUUUUUGAAGUUGAUAAAGUUGCGUCGAAGUGAUUACGAGGAAGAGUAAAAUUUUUACGUCAAAUGUCGUUUCAGGAUCAGUGAGUUGUACAAUGGUAGGAUGAUUUCUAUAGAUGUUUAGAAACAAACAUCAGGCUGACCAUGACGAAACAUUAAUUUAAUAAAAUUUGUAGAUAUUAAGUUAGGGCUAAGAUUCGCUAAGUUAAUUUUAUGCAUUCCUAUUUAUUCAACUUUUAACAACUGUUAUACAUACUUGUAUAUCUAUUAACAUUUUUGAUAUUUCGAUUUUACGUUACAUAUACGAUUUUGAGGACUGUUCGAUAUUAAUACAGCCGCCUGAGAAUUCCAUCGUAUACAUCCGUCGUAUUCAGAAAAGAGGCAGUUCCUGGCACUCUUGAUUUUUAUACACGAAUAAAAGUCCAACGAGAUAUUGCUUUAAGACAAAAAGAGAAAGCGAGUGAGAAAAUGAGAAAAGGAUCGUGUCGACGAUACAAGGAGUUCUCAUGGCUUGAAUGAACAAAAGUCACUUAAAUGCCCGUAAUUACAUGGGCAUAGUAAUUCGUUGUAAAUAUUAUAUUGUAAAUAGCCUAAUUUUUGCUACCACCGUUCAUCUUCAUUUUCGAUGUAUUUUUUUUUCUAAUAUUUCCUUCAACUUUUCAUUGGUUCGCGGUUGUAAUGUGUGAUAUAAUGCGUUGAGGCUCGAUUCAUUAAUCAAAAUUCUAACAACUAUAUAUCCUUGAUUAACGAAGUGUUUUAUUCGUCUUUCUUAUUUCUAUUUUAGUUAAAUCAACACUAAACAUACCUAUAUGGAAUAAAUGUGUAACAUGUAGGAUUUGUGAUAAAUGAAAACUAAAAAGCUAAAAAUUACAAGUUACAAAAUUACAUUUAUAAGGAGUAAAUUGUGAGUUAAAAGUCACAAAAUUGUAUGUCAUAUUGAUAAUACUGAUCCAAAUCAUUAAAAA